CCCCCGCCCCCCGCCAUGCCCCGCGGGGCGCGCUGACGGGCGGCAUGGAGGGCCGGGCUGUGCCCCCCGGGCCGUACCGGGCCACCAGACUGUGGAAUGAAAUUACCACAUCUUUCCGAGCAGGAAUGCCUCUACGAAAACAUAGGCAACACUUUAAAAAAUAUGGCAAUUGUUUUACAGCAGAAGAAGCAGUGGAUUGGCUUUAUGACCUAUUAAGAAAUAAUAACAAUUUUGGUCCUGAAGUUACAAGGCAACAGACUCUCCAACUGUUGAGAAAAUUCCUUAAGAAUCAUGUAAUUGAAGAUAUCAAAGGCAGAUGGGGAUCAGAAAAUCUUGAUGACAACAGUCAGCUAUUCAGAUUUCCUGCAAAUUCUCCGCUUAAAAGUCUUCCACGAAGGCAUCCAGAAUUGAGAAAAAACAGCAUAGAAAACUUUUCCAAAGAUAAAGAUAGCAUUUUUAAAUUACGAAAUUUAUCUCGUAGAACUCCUAAAAAACUUGGAUUACAUUUCUCCCAGGAAAAUACAGAGAAAAUGAACCAUGAAAUAAUCCAUGAAGAUCAAGAAAACUCCGUUGAUAAUAGAGAAAUAAGCCGAGAAGAUGUUGAGGAAGUUUGGAGAUCUGUUAUUCUGCUCUACCUGCAAACCAUUUUAGGCGUGCCAUCCCUAGAAGAAGUCGUAAACCCAAAGCAAGUAGUUCCUCAGUACGUAAUGUACAACGUGACCAAUACAAGCAAACAUGGAAUAGUUAUACUGCAAGACAAAUCAGACGACCUUCCUCACUGGGUGUUAUCUGCCAUGAAGUGCCUGGCAAAUUGGCCAAGAAGUAAUGAUCUGAAUAAUCCAACUUAUGUUGGAUUUGAACGAGAUGUAUUCAGAACAAUAGCAGAUUAUUUUCUAGACCUCCCUGAACCUCUGCUUACCUUUGAAUAUUAUGAAUUAUUUGUAAGCAUUUUGGUUGUUUGUGGCUACGUCACAGUUUCAGAUAGACCCAGUGGGAUACAUAAAAUCCAAGAUGAUCCACAGUCUUCAAAAAUCCUUCGCUUAAACAAUUUGAAUUCCUUCAAAUCAACUGAGUGUCUUCUUCUCAGUCUACUUCAUAAAGACAAAAACAAAGAAGAAUCAGAUACUACUAAGAGACUGCAGAUAAGUGAUCAAGGAUUUCAAGAAAAAUGUGCUAAGAAAAUGCAGCUAGUUAAUUUUAAAGAUAGAAGAGCCAGUGCUAAUGAUAUAGUGGGAGGAAGUUGUCAUAAUUUAAUAGGCUUAAGUAGUAUGCAUGCUCUGUCCUCUAACAUCAAACCAAGGUGCUAUUCUUUAGAAGGAAUUACAGACUUACCAGGGAGUUCAAGUAAAGAGAUCUUCAGUGCCUUCCAUCAAUCUGUUCUGAAUAUAGGACAAAAUAAUGAGCAGCUUUUAGAGUCUAAGAUCAAACAGGAAUCCCUAAGGAAUCUUCAUUCAGAGGAAAGUAAUCAGAAGUCACACUCUGUUGGUUUUAAGAGAACCUCUACUUUGACUGUUGAAGACCAAGAGGAGUUGUGUAAUGGGAAAUGCAAGUCAAAACAACUUUGUAGAUCUCAGAGUUUACUUUUAAGAAGUAGUACAAAAAGGAAUAGUUCUAUCAAUAUGCCAGUGGCAGAAAUUAUCAUGAAACCAGAUCUUGGACAAGGCAGCACACGUGUGCAAACAGCUAUGGAAAGUGAACUCGGAGAGUCUAGUACCACAAUCAAUAAGAGACUCUGCAAAAGUACAGUAGAACUUUCAGAAAAUUCUUUACCUCCAGCUGCUUCUGUGUUGACUGGCACACAAAGUUUGCUGCAACCUCAUUUAGAGAGGGUUGCCAUCGAUGCACUACAGUUAUGUUGUUUGUUACUUCCCCCACCAAAUCGUAGAAAGCUUCAACUUUUAAUGCGCAUGAUUUCCCGAAUGAGUCAAAAUGUUGAUAUGCCCCCACUGCAUGAUGCAAUGGGUACAAGAUCACUGAUGAUACACACGUUUUCUCGAUGUGUGCUGUGCUGUGCCGAAGAAGUGGAUCUUGAUGAGCUUCUUGCUACAAGAUUAGUUUCUUUCUUAAUGGAUCAUCACCAGGAAAUUCUUCAAGUACCCUCUUACUUACAGACUGCAGUGGAUAAACAUCUUGACUACUUAAGAAAGGGCUAUAUUAAAAAUCCUGGAGAUGGACUGAUUGUUCCUUUGCCAACGUAUUCAUACUGUAGACAAAUUAGUGCUCAGGAGUUUGAUGAACAAAAAGUGUCUACCUCACAAGCUGCAAUUACAGAACUUUUGGAGAAUAUUAUUAAAAACAAGAGUUUGCCUCUAAAGGAAAAAAGGAAAAAACUAAAACAGUUUCAGAAGGAAUAUCCCUUGAUAUAUCAGAAAAGAUUUCCCACCAUGGAGAGUGAAGCAGUACUUUUUGCUGACAAACCUACAAUCAAACAACCUAUGCUAAUUUUAAAAAAACCAAAGUUUCGUAGUCUAAGAUACUGAAUUAAAAAUCAUGGUGUAAUACUUGUGGAACUUUGGUAAAUGAAGCCAUAUCUAAGAAUCGAGCUUCUAUAAAAGAAGUCUAUUUAUUAAUAAGGUUUUUGUAAAUAAAAUAUAUAUAUAUAUAUAUAAAGAGGUACCAAGGUAAUUUUUUUAUCAAUGUAAGACUGCUAAGAAACUAAUAAAACGUCUCAACUGAGAGCAAAUAACAAAAGUGGUACCAGACACUUUAACCAGAAACAAACAACACCUGUAAAAGUUGUUGUGGGAUGUGCCAAAAUUUUACUUACUUGAAUUUUAAAGACUGGCAUGUUCAUCAAGAUUAAGCUGUAAUUCUGUUUUUAAAAGAAAUUAACUUUAUCUGCACAUGUGCUUGUGAAUAUUGGCUAAAAUACUAGUUGUUAAGGGGUACUUUUGUUUCUAAGUAUAAAAAUGUGAAGAAUAUUGGAAAAUCCAGUGAAUCCUCUAUGCUAAAUGUUGCAUUCUUUUGUAUACUGUUUUUCUACUUUUGAUCUAUUCACAUAUGUGUGUGUUUUUAAGAUACGUGCAUGUAAGUCUUCAAUUUGCUUUAAACAUUUAUCUCAACUGCUUCAGUCAUUCAGUUUUUCAAUAAAUAUCUUUUGCAACCUUAUGUUCAUGUAUGUACUAGAAGAUUGUGGUGUAAAAGAAGGAUAAGGCAAUCGUGUAUUCAUUCAAAAGAUAUUUAUGUAGCAAUUACUAUGUGCCUUUUAUUUUUCCAAUAUGGAGAGACAGCGUUGAAUGAAUCACAAAAAUCUCUUCCUUUAUUUAUUUUCUGAUCAAGGGAGAUGUACCUACCGGAUACUUAAAAUAACAAUAUAUCCCCUGAAAUCAAGUCGGGCAAAGGCCUACAGCUGAAGCCUGAUCUCCUUAGUUAUGUAAUAAUAGUUCUCUAAGCUAAUGUUUUCAAACGGUUGCAUGUUAGAAUCUCCUGGAAAGUUUUAAGACUAUAGGCUCAGGCCCUACCUUAUAUCAAUUAAAUCCAAAUUUUAAGAGAUGGUGUAUAGGGAUCAGUAUUUUUCAAACUUUCUGGGAAAUUCCAAUAUUCAGCCAACUUUAAGAAUCAGUCUCUAUAAACAUUUUUAUAAGCAUUUAAGUAAAUGCCAAGCUGCUGGCACACUGGCUUUAUUUCAUUGGAAGAAAAUGCAAAUUUUAAAUGCUUAUCAUCUUACCACAAAAUUAUUCAUAUUUCUGCUUUGCUGACCAAGUACCAACCUGAAGCAGUUUUUCUUCCAUGUUUUACUCCAAGACUGUUUAAUAUCCAUUCCUUGUGUGUAAAGACGUGUACAUAGUGUCUGGAAUGUAAUAGACACUUGCUAUUCAAUAACUUGAUUUCUCAAUGUAAUGUGCUAUAUAAAAAUGACAGUGUUUCGUUUGUAAUUACUAUUUUUUUAUUAAAAACCUAGACAGAAAAUGGUAACUGUUCUUUUGCCCUUAGCUAUAAAGUUAAAGAACCAAAUUAGAUCUUUUUUCAAGGUGUUUGUAUAAUAAAACUUUUCCUAUUUAAAGAUGUGUAAUGGGGCGCCUAGGCGGUUCAGUCUGUUAAGGUCUAACUCUUACUUCAUUCAGCUCAGGUCACGAUCUCAAGGUUUUGAGAUCUAGCCCCACUUCAGGCUCUGCUCUGGGUGUGAGGCCUGCUUGAGACACUCUCUCUCCCUGUCCCUCUGCCCCUACUCUCAUUGUGCUGUCUUUCUCACUCUCUGUCUCUCACAUAAAUAAAUAAAUAUAAAUAAAUACAUAAAUAAAUAAAAUUUUUU
Messenger RNA from Nyctereutes procyonoides (raccoon dog), 4252 nucleotides. RefSeq names its product DEP domain containing 1 (gene DEPDC1). Gene Ontology annotation, biological process: intracellular signal transduction. The record is from RefSeq and is a predicted model, not a curated record. NCBI's taxonomy places the organism in Eukaryota, Metazoa, Chordata, Mammalia, Carnivora, Canidae. Gene Ontology annotation, cellular component: transcription repressor complex; nucleus. The transcript has 12 exons. The coding region runs from base 45 to 2480 and encodes 811 amino acids.